UCUAUUGGUACCAAUUCUCUUUUAAUAAUCACUUUUGACAUUUGAGGUUAUUAUUAUUGCUGAAACGAAAAUAUUCAUACCAAGAGCAUAAAUAUCAAAUAUCUCCAAAUGAUUACAUACUGGGCAUAAAUUCAAAGUGUAUUUUUCCAAUUUUGAAAAUGCAUAAACUAAAAAACUCCCAACGGGAGAAAGUGAGAAAAUUCAUGUCAUUUACACAUGCUGGAGAAUCUACAGCGAUAUAUUGCCUUAGUCAAAAUGAUUGGAAAUUAGAUCUAGCAAGUGAUAAUUAUUUUCAAAAUCCAGAUGCUUAUUUUAAAGAGACACGAACUGUGGAUAAGAAAAAACUUGAAUCAUUAUACAGCAAAUAUAAAGACCCAAAUGAGCCUGAAAAGAUCACAGCCGAUGGAAUAAUGAGAUUUCUAGAAGAUUUGAGUCUUGAUGCAGAUUCAAAACUUGUAUUGAUAAUUGCUUGGAAAUUUAAAGCUGCUACUCAGUGUGAAUUCACAAGAGAAGAGUUCAUGACUGGCAUGGGCGAAUUAGGUUGUGAUACAAUUGAUAAAUUAAAAUCAAAGUUUUCUACAUUGGAAAAUGAACUUAAGGAUAUUUAUAAAUUCAAGGACUUAUAUCAUUUUACCUUCAAUUAUGCGAAGAAUCCUAACCAGAAAGGACUGGAUCUAGAUAUGGCCAUUGCAUAUUGGAAUAUUGUGUUGAAGGGAAAGUUUAAAUUUCUCGAUCUAUGGUGUACCUUUUUACAGGAGAAUCAUAAGAGAUCUAUUCCAAAAGAUACUUGGAAUCUUCUUCUGGAUUUCGCUCAGCAAAUUUCCGAUGAUAUGUCGAAUUAUGAUGAAGAAGGAGCGUGGCCAGUACUCAUAGAUGACUUUGUAGAAUGGGCAACUAGUAAAGAACGCGAACCACAUAGCACUAGUCAGGUUGAAUAACACUCAAUUUUAAAACUAUGUUGAAACCACCCUUAUAUUUUGUUCAUGAAGUUAAAGUGCCAAUCUUUCACAAAAGUAAUCACCAUUCAAAUUCACGUGGUAUUUGGUUCUUCACCGUAUUUGAAAAUGAAAAAAAUAUAAAGGGUGGGUAUAGAUCGAUCAUUGCUGGUGUGAAUUGUAUGAUUUGGAGAUACUAUAAAGGUUUCAAUAAUUUUUCAGUUGAGUUGGACUUCUAUAUCUCUGAGAAUAUCUAAUAUAAUUUAUGGAGUUGAUAUUUUUAGAACAGUUAUCAGAUCUUUAAAUAACAGAUUAAUGUCUCCAACGAAGAAUAGUUGCCAAUGUGAUUUAAUUUUUUAUUGUAUAUAUUUAUAUAUAGUCGAAGAUCGGAAGAUCAUCUUAUAGAAACUGCAAAUGAAAAUUACAUGAUAUUAAUUUUAGGUGGUUGCAAUGAAAGUAGGCACGUGUGCUUUCUGUUCACGAAAUUAAAAAAUAAUUUAUCGGUUUAAAUAAAAAUUUUAAUUGGAAUUGGAAAAUUCUCAUUGUGUUAUUGAACAAAAUCAAUUGUGAAACUAAAUUCGAUAAUAUUGAGGAAUAAAUUGUAAUUAGGGUGGUUUGAAUUGAAUUAUCAUUUUCCUUCAAAGACAAAAUAAUUAAGUGAAAAGAUGAAACUUGUAAAUAGAUUUAAGCCAUUCAAUAUUCUUGUGUAUAUAUAAAUGAAGCUUUUAUUGCAAAUAAAUUUGUUUUCUUUACGA
Molecule: messenger RNA, 1690 nt
Organism: Coccinella septempunctata (seven-spotted ladybird)
Lineage: Eukaryota; Metazoa; Arthropoda; Insecta; Coleoptera; Coccinellidae
Gene: SCCRO
Product: DCN1-like protein 1
Exons: 3
Coding region: 159-938 (259 amino acids)
Biological process (GO): positive regulation of ubiquitin-protein transferase activity; protein neddylation
Cellular component (GO): ubiquitin ligase complex
Molecular function (GO): cullin family protein binding; ubiquitin conjugating enzyme binding; ubiquitin-like protein binding
Source: RefSeq, a predicted model, not a curated record